Nanorana parkeri is the source of this 2095-nucleotide messenger RNA. It is a transcript of the gene GALNT10, whose product is annotated as polypeptide N-acetylgalactosaminyltransferase 10. Gene Ontology annotation, cellular component: Golgi apparatus. The transcript is spliced from 15 exons. Lineage: Eukaryota; Metazoa; Chordata; Amphibia; Anura; Dicroglossidae. Bases 180 to 2000 code for a protein of 606 amino acids. The record is from RefSeq and is a predicted model, not a curated record.
UGCGUUCCUCGGUCUCCAGCCCGAGGGUGUAGCGGUGACGCGCUCGGAGUAAGCGGGUGCGCGCUUGGUGUGCUCGCCCCCUCUCCCGGCGGUUCGCUCGGUGGAUGGCUGGCUCGGUCCCCCGGGCUGUCAGUGCAGUGUGUCGGUGAAGAGGGGAGGCGAGCGGUGCUGGGCUUCCCAUGCGGCGGAAGGAGAAGCGGGUGCUGCAGGCGGUGGGGCUGGUGCUGGCCGCCCUGCUCUUCCUGCCCAACGUGGGUCUGUGGGCUCUGUACAGGGAGAGGCAACUGGAGAACAGCGGGGGGGGAUCGGGUGCGGGGGUAGCCCCACCGCAAGGGCAAGGCAGGCACCGCAAACAGAAGGAUGACUAUGUCAAUGACAGAGGAUCGGAGAGGAAGGACUGGCAUGACUAUGAGCUAAUUAGACGGGACCACGAUCGAAUAGGAAAUGGAGAGCAGGGAAAAGCUUUCCAAAUGACGGACGCAGAUCGGGUGGACCAGGCCUAUCGAGAAAAUGGAUUCAACAUAUACGUCAGCGAUAAGAUUUCCCUUAACAGAUCACUUCCUGACAUCCGGCACCAGAACUGCAAGAGCAAGCUGUACUCGUCCAAGCUGCCAAACACCAGCGUGAUCAUUCCCUUCCACAACGAGGGCUGGUCAUCCCUCCUUCGUACAGUUCACAGCGUGCUCAACCGCUCUCCCCCUGAGUUGAUCGCAGAGAUUGUGCUCGUCGAUGACUUCAGCGAUAAAGAGCAUCUGAAAAAGCGUCUGGAAAAAUACAUGGUGAAUUUCCCAAAAGUAAGAAUAGUCCGCACCAAGAAGAGAGAAGGUUUAAUUCGAACUCGCAUGCUGGGAGCCUCUCUGGCUAUUGGAGAGGUCAUCACUUUCCUCGACUCACACUGUGAAACCAAUGUAAACUGGCUUCCACCUCUGCUUGACCGUAUAGCUCAGAACCACAAGACGAUUGUAUGUCCCAUGAUUGAUGUCAUCGACCACGACCACUUUGGAUAUGAGACACAAGCGGGAGAUGCCAUGCGGGGGGCCUUUGACUGGGAGAUGUUUUACAAGAGAAUCCCAAUCCCUCCUGAGAUACAAAACCCUGAUCCCAGUGAGCCUUUUGAGUCUCCAGUUAUGGCCGGUGGAUUAUUCGCUGUAGACAGAAAAUGGUUCUGGGAGCUCGGAGGGUACGAUCCCGGGUUGGAGAUCUGGGGAGGAGAGCAGUAUGAGAUAUCAUUCAAGGCUUGGAUGUGUGGAGGCCGUAUGGAAGAUGCUCCCUGCUCUCGUGUUGGACAUAUUUACCGGAAAUAUGUGCCCUACAAGGUACCCGCUGGUGUCAGCCUGGCAAGGAACCUGAAGCGAGUAGCUGAAGUGUGGAUGGAUGAAUAUGCAGAGUACAUCUACCAGCGACGUCCUGACUACAGGCAUCUCUCUCCCGGCGAUGUGGCAUCCCAGAAGGAGCUGCGCAGCAGGUUAAACUGUCAAACCUUCAAGUGGUUCAUGAACAAAGUGGCUUGGGACUUGCCCAAGUUUUACCCUCCUGUGGAACCUCCUGCCGCUGCAUGGGGAGAGAUCCGGAACAAGAAGACAGGUCUCUGUGUGGACAGUAAGCAUUCCUCUAUGGGCUCCGAGUUAAGACUGGACACCUGCACCAAGGGGCGUAAGGCAGAUGCCUGGAACAGUGCACAGGUAUUCACCCUGGGUUGGAGAGAAGACAUUCGCCCUGGAGAUCCACUGCACACUAAGAAAGUAUGCUACGAUGCCAUAUCUCACACCAGUCCCGUCACACUCUUUGAUUGCCAUGGGAUGAGAGGGAACCAGCUGUGGAAAUACAGAAAGGAUAAGACCAUCUUUCACCCCACCAGUAACAGCUGUUUGGACUGCAGUGAAUCAGACCGCAGAAUCUUCAUGAGCAUUUGUAACCCUUCCUCCCAGACACAGCAAUGGACUUUUGAAAACACCAACUCCACAAUCUUAGAAGCCUUCAACAGAGAUCGGAACUUAUAAGGACGGAUGGAAAGGAUAUACAUAUAUAAAUAGGAAUAUAUAUAUAUUUUAAAUCUAUAUUUUUUACUGAUAAGUGGGUGGGAGAUUUGUUUCUU